GGUCACACCAAGAUCAAUGCCUUCAACUGGGCUAAGGUUCGAAAGCUGAGCUUCAAGAGGAAACGUUUUCUUAUCAAACUACGGCCUGAUGUGAAUAGUUCGUUCCAGGACACCCUGGAAUUCCUUAUGGCCAGUCGAGAUUUUUGCAAGUCUUUCUGGAAGAUAUGUGUGGAGCAUCAUGCCUUUUUCAGGCUUUUUGAAGAACCUAAACCAAAGCCUAAGCCCGUUCUUUUUUCUAGAGGUUCAUCAUUUAGGUUCAGUGGUCGCACUCAGAAGCAAGUUCUUGACUAUGUUAAAGAAGGAGGGCACAAAAAAGUGCAGUUUGAAAGGAAACACAGCAAGAUUCAUUCCAUCAGAAAUCUGACUGCACGGCCUUCAGAAGAGCAUACAGAGGUGCCAAAACAAGUCAGUGAUAGCUCUGGCUUUGCCUAUGGAGAUGACAAUGAUGCAGCUGCAGUGCAGAGCUGCCGGCAAGGAAAAGAUUUAAAAGCUUCAGCAGAAGACUCUGGACAGCACAAGAGCCCUUCCUUGAAGAAGAGCCCAAAGGAAGGCAGAAAGGUGGAUGGAGCAGUGGUGUCAACAGUGGAGGAAGAAGAGGAGGCUGCUAAGGACAGGAUGCAGCAGAACAGACCUCAAUCACAGCAACCAAGCACAGGUUCUCUGACUGGCAGCCCUCACCUUUCAGAGCUUUCCAUCAAUUCCCAAGGAGGACCAUCAGUGGCAAAUAUGUCUUUAUCUCCAAACCUGAGCCCUGAUGCCAAGCAGUCGUCUCCCUUGAUCAGCCCUUUGCUGAAUGACCCAUCAUGCAUCAGGACUGAUGAUGAAGAAGAGGUCAAAAGAAAGAGAUUCCCAACUGAGAAGGCUUACUUCAUUGCUAAAGAAGUAGCAACCACAGAACGAACAUACCUGAAGGACCUUGAAGUCAUCACAUCGUGGUUUCAGAGUGCAGUGAGUAAAGAGGAUUUCAUGCCAGAAACACUGAAAACUCUCAUUUUCUCCAACUUUGAACCUUUGCACAAAUUUCACACUGGUUUUCUCAAGGAAAUUGAGCAGAGACUUGCUCUGUGGGAAGGCCGCUCUAACGCUCACAUUAAAGGAGAUUACCAAAGAAUCGGAGAUGUUAUGCUAAAGAACAUUCAGAGUCUGAAGCAACUGACAAUUCACCUGCGGAAGCACGAUGAGAUUUUAAUCGAGUUGGAGAAUGGGAUCAAGAACUCGCGCAAGCUGGAGACCUUUUGCAGGGAUUUUGAGCUACAGAAAGUCUGCUACUUGCCUCUCAAUACCUUCCUUCUCAGACCUUUACACAGGCUUAUGCACUACAAGCAGAUCAUGGAGAGGCUUUGCAAGUACUACCCACCAAGCCACGUAGACUUCAGGGAUUCAAGAGCUGCUUUGGCUGAGAUUUCUGAAGUGGUGGCUCAGCUCCAUGGCAAUAUGAUAAAGAUGGAGAACUUCCAGAAGCUGCAUGAACUCAAGAAAGACUUGAUAGGCAUAGACAAUCUGGCGAUCCCAGGAAGGGAGUUCAUCAGACUGGGCAGUCUUAGUAAGUUGUCUGGAAAAGGUUUACAGCAACGGAUGUUCUUUCUGUUUAACGACAUCUUGUUGUACACAAGUAGAGGCCUGACAGCGUCGAAUCAGUUUAAAGUCCACGGGCAUCUUCCACUGUAUGGCAUGACAAUAGAAGAAAGUGAAGAGGAAUGGGGGGUUCCUCAUUGUCUAACACUACGAGGUCAACACCAGUCCAUCGUCAUUGCUGCAAGUACCCGUGCUGAAAUGGACAAAUGGACUGAAGAUAUUCAGAUGGCAAUAGACCUGGCAGAGAAAAGCAGUGACCCUGCCCCAGAGUUACUGGCCAGCAGCCCGCCUGACAACAAGUCUCCUGACGAAACUACUGUAGACCAGGAAUCUGAGGACGACCUCAGUGCAUCCCGCACCUCACUCGAACGUCAGUCACCACACCGUGGCAACACUACGGUGCACGUCUGCUGGCACAGAAAUACCAGUGUUUCAAUGAUCGACUUUAGUAUUGCUGUGGAGAACCAGCUGUCUGGAAACCUCCUCAGAAAAUUCAAGAACAGCAAUGGGUGGCAGAAGCUUUGGGUGGUGUUCACCAACUUCUGUAUGUUCUUCUAUAAAUCGCACCAGGACAAUCAUCCUUUAGCCAGCCUUCCUUUAUUGGGAUAUUCACUCACCAUUCCUUCUGAAUCCGAAAACAUUCACAAAGAUUAUGUGUUCAAGUUACAUUUCAAAUCCCACGUGUACUACUUCAGGGCUGAAAGCGAAUACACUUUUGAAAGAUGGAUGGAAGUGAUCCGAAGUGCCACCACCUCUGCCUCACGCACUCGAGCUCUGAGUCACAAAGAGCCUCACGCCUAUUGACGGCUGAACAAGCCGCCGUGUUGAUUGUCCAGCAGCUGCUGAUUUUCUAGAGGACAUUUGAAACUCUUUUCUCCCUCCAAGUUUAGUAAAACUUACAAUUUGGUAAAAGAAAAUAAAAUUAAAGAAACAUCAGUAUGGUUUUGCAGAAACUUUCACGAUUCCUCAGCAAAACUGUUUGAGUUCUCCGUACAUUCAAACUAGCUUACCAUCAUCCCAGUGGCUGCGGUUCGUUUCAUGUCUUGUAUUUUGUCAUCCUGUGCUGUUUUUAGCUUGUGCCAGUAUUAAAAUAUUGUCCUUAAUAGCGUGCCAAAUGCCAAAAGACAUUUUGUUGCCUCAAAGAUUGCACCUAUAUAAAAGAAAAGACUUCACAAUCUGAAAACUUUCUCCUCUGAGGCAAACACUAUUUCUUCUCUUUUCAUAAAAAUAUAUUAUUUUUUUUUACCAUGUUAAUCUGUAGACUGCUGGAUUUUUAAAUGUAGAUGGACUCUCACAGUAUAGAAUAUAAUUAUAUAUACAGCAAGCAGUCUAACAGGAAUGAGAUAACUUUCAGAUUUUGGUUGUUUUUUUCCCAGUCUUUCUACAUUUAAUCAGCAAGGAAUUACUAAUUUUCUAUCUUUAACAAGGAAACAGUUUACAGCUCGCUCUCAUUUCCCUGUGGGGUUACAAAUCCGUGUGGUAUGAAUAAAGUAUAGGAUUCUUAUCUAACCGUUUUCUUGGUGCAAGUUGACCAAAUUGUUCAUCUGUUGGCUUUGAAAAGUGAAUACUACUUGCAAGAUGAAAAACUCUUAAAAUAAUCCAGUGCAAUAUUAUUUGGGCUGUUAAUGUACUGUGAAUGGUAUGUACAAGAAGAAAUUAAAGGCUGUGGUGAC
Apaloderma vittatum (bar-tailed trogon) is the source of this 3248-nucleotide messenger RNA. It is a transcript of the gene FARP1, whose product is annotated as FERM, RhoGEF (ARHGEF) and pleckstrin domain protein 1 (chondrocyte-derived). The annotation marks the transcript as partial. The record is from RefSeq and is a predicted model, not a curated record. Gene Ontology annotation, molecular function: guanyl-nucleotide exchange factor activity. The transcript has 19 exons. Gene Ontology annotation, cellular component: cytoskeleton. Lineage: Eukaryota; Metazoa; Chordata; Aves; Trogoniformes; Trogonidae.